ACACGUUCACACAGACUUAUUCACCCAACGGCAGCUCUCUCUAAAACAUUUCCCUUCACUGAGAGAGUUGUGAAAGGUCACAGAGGUAAGCCAACUAACCUUUUGACCUCUUGGUGUGCAUGGGCUCCAUCUCCAUGGCGAUGGUCUUCUCGGAAGAACAGGUGGCGUGUAUGUGCGAGGUCCUUCUGCAGAGCGGACGCAUGGAGCGCUUGACUGACUUCCUCCACACUCUUCCCCCCUCUACCUCCUCUUGCCCGGGGCGUCUGGAGAGCAUCCUGAAGGCGCGGGCUGCCGUGGCAUUCCAUCUGGGGCGCUUCUCGGACCUCUACGCCCUCCUGGAGAGCUUCCAUUUCUCCAAUCGCAGCCACUCCCUGCUGCAGCAGCUCUGGCUGAGGGCACACUACCUGGAGGCCGAGUGCCAGAGAGGGCGCCCCCUUGGGGCUGUGGGGAAGUACCGCAUACGCCGUAAAUUUCCCCUGCCAAGAACCAUCUGGGAUGGAGAGGAGACCAGCUACUGCUUCAAGGAGAAAUCCCGGAGUGUGCUGUGGGAGUGGUAUUACUGUAAACCCUACCCUUCACCACGUGAGAAACGAGCGCUUGCGGCCGCCACCGGUCUCACCGCCACCCAGGUGAGCAACUGGUUCAAGAACAGACGGCAACGAGACCGAGCAGCACACGGUACUACCGGGGAACAGAAAGGUUGUGGACCACCUCUUGGCUCCAACAGAACCCCAGGAGCAGCAUACCCAAAGGCCUACCCCUUCUCUGACAAUGGCCAUUCACCUCCAGGCAGCCCCAGUCCCCUCUUCUCCUGCUCACAGCCCCCACUUCUGAGCCAUAUGGGUGGGGGACAACUCUGAAUCUCUUCACUACCGGAGCCAUCAUGUAUAGUAGGCUCACUUCAUAGGCACGAUUCACUUGUCCUGCCAGAAAUGUAUGUAAGACCAUUCAAUCUUUUGAGUAGCGUAGUUUCAUGAUACCCUGUACGUUGUGUUAAAUCAAAGUCAAAAACAUUUUUAAAUAGUUUAAUUGAAAACAUGUCAUCAGACCUAAUCAUUGACAAGCACUUAAAGCAUUUGGGAAUAAACAAUAUGGUUUAAAAAAAAAUGUGCUCCCAUAUCAUGCUUCCUGAACACAAACCAGGUUGCAGCUGAGAGAAACCACGGCCAAAUGUUAGUACAGCCAGGACAAGCACACAGCCUCUCCCACUGUAUGUCCCAUAGGGAUGGGUGUGAGAUGAUUCCUAUUCACUGAGCUUAAACGACAUCACCCAGUGUGUGCACACAAGCUGCCUGCCUCCCGCAGAGGCAAUCUGGCCUAUUUAGAUUCGGACUGACUGACUGAUUCAGCUGUGUUCUUAUCCAGCUUAUUUUCGCCCAGCACCUUCUCUGAUUGAAGCCGUUUUUGAAAUCCGCACUCUGGUAAGAUGUGA
Messenger RNA from Oncorhynchus tshawytscha (Chinook salmon), 1432 nucleotides. RefSeq names its product homeobox protein six1a. The transcript has 3 exons. The record is from RefSeq and is a predicted model, not a curated record. Gene Ontology annotation, cellular component: transcription regulator complex; nucleus. Gene Ontology annotation, biological process: regulation of transcription by RNA polymerase II. Bases 120 to 860 code for a protein of 246 amino acids. Gene Ontology annotation, molecular function: DNA-binding transcription factor activity, RNA polymerase II-specific; RNA polymerase II cis-regulatory region sequence-specific DNA binding. NCBI's taxonomy places the organism in Eukaryota, Metazoa, Chordata, Actinopteri, Salmoniformes, Salmonidae.